Messenger RNA from Suillus subaureus, 869 nucleotides. RefSeq lists its product as uncharacterized. The transcript is spliced from 5 exons. Bases 410 to 802 code for a protein of 130 amino acids. The record is from RefSeq and is a predicted model, not a curated record. NCBI's taxonomy places the organism in Eukaryota, Fungi, Basidiomycota, Agaricomycetes, Boletales, Suillaceae.
CUGGUCCCUUACUAUGUAUAUGACUUCAUCUAUCACUUAGACUCCAUUGCUUCGACCUGCCAGCACGCCAAACAUUGGACUUCGCACUCGGAUUAUAGGAAGUUAGUCUCUACUAAUAGGAAUGAAGUGCCAUUUCAAUUUUCAGUCCGAGUCUGGACCUUCACGCGCACGCGUGAAGAUAUCGAGGGAAGCGUUAUCCAACUCAAGACACGCCUUAGACUAGAUUCGCAUGAGGAUCUACUUGCGGUUCGGGAAAGGCAUCUACGUGCUCGUCAAGCGAAACUUCAAACUUCAAGCGCCACUGCAUGUUUUGUCGGAAGGACAAUCCCGGUCCUAUGUCCUCGGCUGUUUGAACCUACUGCCCCGAUGGACAGACCUUCGACCUUAUUGGUGUCAUAAUUGUGUUGACAUGGCUUUGAAGUAUAAAAACUUCUGCACAUGUAGACUCGAGCCCACAACUCUCCAGCACUCCACAAUGUCGAACCAUCAAGCGCUUAUCGAAGCACUCUUGAUGAAAUCAAUCCUUGGUCAAGAGCUAGUGGAUACGAAGUUUCACAUAUUCUCAGGCCGCUCAGCACAUCCACGUAAAGUCAUCCGACUCCAAGCCUUGUCCGCCAACGACGUUGUUCUGACAGCGCGCUCCGAAUUUUUUGCCCAACUACUGUCCAGAGCGAGGUCCCCUGACGCCACAUUUGAUGGCAUGACACUUGAUGACUACGGAUACGCAUCUGACAGCGAUCUUGAAGAUGAAGAAGAGGUCAAAGCUAGUCAGACCCCUCCCAGUGAUCUCAAGGGUGAGUGAUUUAAAACAAUAUCAGCAACGUAAUUCUCGAUAUUUCUCGCAAGGAAACACCAACGAAUCAGAUGAU